UCCGCUAUUUGUACGGCUCCGUGUGCACUGACAUGUCGGACUAGCCGGAGCAGAGGUCAGGAGGAUUUAGAUCUCCUCGAGUGCCCAGUUUAGUCUUUCAAACUGGGAAAGACUAAACUGUCUAUCCAGGUCAUAGUGGGAUUUGUUGCGGGAUGAGAGCCACCAGUGGCCGCACACCCUGGGGAUAUUCAGGGCACCGGUAGUGCGCACCCACUGAGGAGCAGCGGUGAGUGGAUAGCGGACGAGCUCAACAAGGGCUGUGUCCUGAUGACAAAGCGGUGGACCCGACCGAUUAAUCGCCUGAUUGCCAAGAGGAUGGCGGUAUUUUUCCCCGCGAAGAUUUUGAUGCACAACCGCAAAUAUCUCCUGUUCGCUGCUCUUCUGACGCUCGGAGCUGUGGCCGUCUACCAUGAGAUGGUUGCUGUAAAAGCAUGGAGCAGUGAUACCAGUAUGAAUCCUGACAGCAGCUGGGAGAGAGCCAUGUUUAACGAAAUGGUCAGAAGGAACCAUCAACCAGACGAUUCAGCUGUUUGGAGGUCCAGCUACACUCCACCAACCUGGAAACCAGAGUAUAAGGGACGGGCUAAUCUGCACGUCUUUGAAGACUGGUGUGGCAGUUCUACAGCUGACCUCCGCAAGAACCUGCACUACCCUCUGUAUCCUCAUUCCAGGGUUACAGUGCAGAAGCUGGCCAUCUCUCCUCAGCGGACCAACUACGGACUCAGGAUAUUUGGUUAUCUACAUCCAUAUACUGAUGGAGAGUUUGUGUUUGCCCUGAGCUCUGAUGACAACUCUGAGUUGUGGCUCAGCACAGAUGACUAUCCACUUAACUUGCAGUUGUUGGCAUGGGUUGGGAAGGCAGGCACAGAGUGGACAGCCCCGGGCGAGUUUGAGAAGUAUGCCAGUCAGACCUCCAAACCAAUACGGCUGUCUGCUCAGAAGAAGUACUUUUUUGAAGUUAUCCACAAGCAAAACGAGAAAGGGACCGACCAUGUGGUGGUGGCAUGGCAGCUCCUGGACCAAGGCUUUAGGUUCAAGGUUAUUGAAUCCAGUCACAUCUCCCUCUAUGUUGAUGAGUCUGCCUUGUCGGUGAGUGACGUAUCCCACAUACCACAGACGGCUGCAAGUCACCAGCACACGCCCACAAAACAGCAGACUGGUGCAGCAGACAUGCUGAGGGAAGACCCGCGAGACACUCUGUACGAAGUGCCUUUGAUAAACAGCAAGUAUCUCCAAGAUGUCCUGCCUGACUACUCUUACAAACCCAGCUACACAAUCAAAAACUUUCCUCUCUACCGUUACCAAGGACUGCAGUUUAUCCACAUGUCCUACAUCUACCCCAAUGACUACACCAGACUUACACACAUUGAGACAGAGAACAGCUGCUUCUACCCCAAAAGCUUGGAGUACACGAAGGGGUUCCGUUUCGCUGGAUACAUGAGACUAGAACUUCCUGAUAUGCAGGACAUAGGAAACACAGGACGGAAAUUAAAGAAUAACGUAAAUAAAGUGGACAGAGAGCAGCUUAAAGCAAAGAAACAGCCUCUGCUCGAAAAAAACCCAGUGGCCAAGCAGGGGAGGGAUUUAUUAGGGGAAAUGGAGCUCCAGUCAAUCACCAACACGCGUUUUGCCACACCCAAGAGAGACAUUGGUCGCACUGUAAAAAGGCUAAAUCAGAGGGACACAUCUAACAGUAAAUACCUCAGGGAUAAGAAGAAAGGGAUGAAAAUGCCUCUACCAGUUGUAGAAAAUAGCAUCCACACAAUUGGCACUGAUAUCAACUGGAACCAGACCUUCCAGAUCCGCCACCUGAACCUUCAGGCACAUCAAUCAGAUCGGAUUGACCUGGGAUGCUCCAUCCUAGGCAACCUGCUUCUCCCCUCUAAUGACGCUCUGCCUGUGGUCAAAGCUUUCAUGGACCAACUAAACGAAAAGCACCACGAGCAAUUCACGUUGGUGCGCGUUGUUAAUGUUGUAAAGCGCGUGGACGCGGCCCAGGGCAACCGCUACCUUCUGGAGCUGGAGCUGAAAGAUGUGAACGGCCAGCUGCUGCGCCUGUCGCGCUACAUCUAUGCUCCGAUUCGCCACAGCAUGCAACGCAGCCAGGACUUAAAUUUCCAACGACCGGAACCUCAGCUGAAGCUUUGUAACCCGGUGGGCUUCCAAUGGAAUCCCGACGCCACCGUCCACUUCAUAAUACCUGUGAAAAACCAGGCUCGCUGGGUGCAGCAGCUGAUCGCAGACAUGGAGCAAUUGUUCAGAGAAACCGGAGACUCCAACUUCAAUCUCAUCGUCGCAGAUUACAGCAGCACGGACAUGGACGUGAGGAAGGCUCUACAGAAUUCCUCACUCCCCAGGUACCAGUAUGUGAAGCUGAGUGGAAACUUUGAGCGCGCGGCUGGUCUGCAAGCAGGUGUCGACCUUAUACAUGAUGACCAGAGCAUUGUGUUUCUUUGUGACCUCCACGUCAACUUCCCUCCCUUCAUCAUCGACACCAUCAGGAAACACUGUGUGAAGGGCUACAUGGCCUUUGCUCCAAUAGUCCUGAGACUGGGCUGCGGAGUUACACGUUUAGAAGCCAGAGGUUUGUGGGAGGUCAAAGGUUUUGGCCUGCUGGGGAUCUAUAAGUCAGAUUUGGACGCAGUGGGAGGAAUGAACACCAAGGACUACAAAGACCGCUGGGGAGGAGAAGACUGGGAGCUCCUCGACAGGAUUCUCAAGGGAGGGCUGGAAGUGGAAAGGGUCUACUUGAGGAACUUCUUCCACCACUUUCACUCCAAACAUGGCAUGUGGAGGCCAGAGUGACCCAGCCACAGUGGACCUUGUCACCUGCUCGCUGCACCAUGUGAACUUUAAGGCCGGAGCCUGAUUCCUGCUACGUAAGCGUAGUACCUGCUGACCGACGGAAUAGGGUACUGUCUUCAUUCACAAGUGGCAACGGUGAUGGUCGUUGGUAAGGAGAUACUACUGAUAUGUACAGAGUUUAUUUCACUGGAUAUACUGUUGACAAUUACAAAUGACACCUGGUCACUGACGGACACCAUGGUGAUCUGCAUUUCUGGCUGAUUUGAAGGAACUGAUCUGAUCCAAAGACAAAUUAAAUGAUACUCCAAGGAUCCAUUCACACAAGUGUCCUAUAUCAUAAAGAUCACACGCUUUGCACAUGAGUCUUAACUGGAGAAUUUUUUUUUUACUUUUGUUUGUGACUAAAUUAAAUACACUGCAGAUUGUGUAUAUGAUAAACACAGCCUUAUUUGUCAUGUUGUAACAUAUUAUAAACUUGAUAUUUAUUGUAUUAAUGUUUGUAGGAUUCUAUUUUCAUUGUAUUUUACUACUCCUUGGUGUCUUACUUUGUUGUUUUUAGAUAUACCUCACCCCUCUCUCCGUGCUGACAGUUGACCUCUGCCUUAAUGUACGGUUCUCUUCUCUCAGGGACUGUUUUUGCUGUUACACUUUACACUGCCUUGACAAAUCUGAGGAAUAAAUCCAUUGUCUUUAUUUCCAUUA
Molecule: messenger RNA, 3507 nt
Organism: Anarrhichthys ocellatus (wolf-eel)
Lineage: Eukaryota; Metazoa; Chordata; Actinopteri; Perciformes; Anarhichadidae
Gene: b4galnt3b
Product: beta-1,4-N-acetyl-galactosaminyl transferase 3b
Exons: 19
Coding region: 268-2805 (845 amino acids)
Cellular component (GO): Golgi cisterna membrane
Molecular function (GO): acetylgalactosaminyltransferase activity
Source: RefSeq, a predicted model, not a curated record